AUGGCCUCAAAGUUCCUAAGAGAAUACAAGCUCGUGGUUGUCGGCGGUGGUGGCGUCGGCAAGUCCUGCUUGACUAUCCAGCUGAUCCAGAGUCACUUUGUAGACGAGUACGAUCCAACAAUUGAAGGGUGUUCGAACAACAUGGCUGAUUCGGAAUCCUCUUCCGCAGAUUCCUACCGCAAGCAGUGUGUGAUCGAUGAUGAAGUCGCUUUGUUGGAUGUCCUGGAUACAGCAGGCCAGGAGGAAUACUCCGCUAUGCGAGAACAAUACAUGCGAACCGGCGAGGGAUUCCUUCUCAUCUACUCCAUUACAUCGCGCCAAUCCUUCGAAGAAAUCAUGACCUUCCAACAGCAAAUCCUGCGCGUCAAGGACAAGGAUUACUUCCCCAUCAUUGUCGUUGCCAACAAGUGUGAUUUGGAAAAGGAGCGUGUGGUCUCCGAGCAGGAGGGCGAAGCGCUCGCCCGUCAGUUCGGUUGCAAGUUCAUCGAAACCUCCGCCAAGUCCCGCAUCAACGUCGAGAACGCCUUCUACGACCUCGUCCGCGAGAUCCGUCGCUACAACAAGGAAAUGUCCUCCUACCCCUCCGGCUCCGGCGCGUUCGGUGCCCGCGCACCAGAGGGCAAGAUGGACGUGAGCGAACCGGGCGAGAGCGCCGGCUGCUGCUCCAAGUGCGUCAUCAUGUAA
Messenger RNA from Penicillium griseofulvum, 684 nucleotides. RefSeq names its product Ras family protein. The coding region runs from base 1 to 684 and encodes 227 amino acids. NCBI's taxonomy places the organism in Eukaryota, Fungi, Ascomycota, Eurotiomycetes, Eurotiales, Aspergillaceae. The record is from RefSeq and is a predicted model, not a curated record. Gene Ontology annotation, cellular component: plasma membrane. The transcript has 4 exons. Gene Ontology annotation, molecular function: GTP binding; GDP binding; GTPase activity. Gene Ontology annotation, biological process: signal transduction.